UGCUUCAACUCUCCAAAGAAACAUGCAAUGGCGCGUCAUUAUCCUACUUGUCGCCGGGAUUUCCAUGAUAUAUUUUGUUAGUCUUUUGCAGAUUCCACCGUAUGCUCAACCACUCAAAUUACAACCGCAAAGCUCAGCUCAACUGUUACCUGUGCAUCCUGAUGAAGUGAUUCUGACAACCGCACACGAUUCACUAUAUUUGACAUCGCUAUGGUUCAACACACCCGCCAACGAACCCUCAAUAGACCCCCAUUCCUCCAAUCUACGCAAGUCUCAAGUUGUAGGCUCCGUCCGUCAAUACAGGAUAUCACACCACUCGCUGUCAUCACCGAACACGCAAGGUGCAUGGACGCAAACCGUGCAGCAUGAAUUGCCAGGCCCGAUUUUGAAAGUUUCCACUCCACCGCCAAGCUCAGAUCGUCCUACCGACAUUCAAUUGGCCGUCCUCUAUUACGAAUUGGAAAAUGAAAGUUACACAUUGAUAGUGAGAGUAUACUAUCUGCUGCAAGACCUUUCUGUACAAUACAAAGAUCUGCAAUUACCGGGCCAACUGUGGCCUGUCACUUUUUCCAUUGAGGACAACUGCAUCAUAUAUUCACGAGACCCUGAUACGCAUCGAUUUUGGGUUCUUCCUCUGCCUGCCAAUCUCACCUCCGUUCCACAUUCCCAAAACGCUGAGAGGAUUCGCUUGACCUCUAGCCAACCCGGACCCCCCAUAGAAAGAUGGCAUCAACCAGCAGGCACUGAAACGUACCAUGGCAUGCUAUCUAGACUGUAUUCCAAAUCAUCCACAUUUCGCGUAUUUGUGCUAGACGUACAUACCACUUCGCUGCUUCACCACAUCAAUGCCAGCCUGUUUGAUCAUAUUCCUCAUCCCCAGUCAACUUCUCAAAACUUGUGGGAUAAGCGUUACUCACGUUAUCUCUCUGAAGACGUCUAUAUGGAUGUAUCUAUCGAACAUAUGGCAUACGUUGACUAUGCUCACUUUCACCAUGAAAGAGUCAAGAUCAAUCCUCCCGCCCUUCCUUCAUCCCGAUCCAAUGACGAGAAAACCCUGGUGACCCAUGUUAUCAAAGAUACGAUAUUGACCCUCGACUAUUCCGAUCGUCUGGAUCUAGUGCAGUCGGACAACACGGAAAAGUAUAAAGUGUAUCGAGAUACACAGGGCCAGACGCUGGAUGAGUUCUUCUUCUGGUCCGAAACCACGUUAAAUUCAGGAAGUGAUUACUACAUUAGUGAUAUUGUUGGAUUGCACAUCAAUGCCGAGGGUGACAUUCUGGUUGCUUGGACUGACGACAACACAGUCUACAUUCUGAAGCGUGGCGAAGCCGAUCGUCGGACCGACGAUACCUCCUCCUCAUGGACAAGUGAUAACGUAUACGAAUCUAUCCAAAAAAGUCUGGGGGGAAAAUCAUCCAACUCUGUCAUUCCAAUGGAAUGGCGGAUUCGGAUGGUCAUCGAUCCCACCGAAAUUAACUCCGUACCAAUUGCAGCUGCCAUGAUCCUGUCCAAAAACGACGACACAGCAUCACACCUACCCCGAAAUUAUCUUUUUUUGGCCCUUCAAAAUGGAGCCAUCCUUUCCUAUCUACUGGACGAAGUGCAAGAAGUCAAAAUAGUAACAUUUUAUUCAUUUUUGCGCGACCGACUGGAGAUUUGGAUGCCCAUGGCCAUGAUUGUUGCUGCUUUUGUAAGGAACGAACGGAAUAUGUACGCCCAACUGGCAUAAAUAAGGAAGUAAGGGUAACCGAAAAAAGAAAAAUUGAGG
Radiomyces spectabilis is the source of this 1768-nucleotide messenger RNA. RefSeq lists its product as uncharacterized. The transcript is spliced from 11 exons. The record is from RefSeq and is a predicted model, not a curated record. Lineage: Eukaryota; Fungi; Mucoromycota; Mucoromycetes; Mucorales; Radiomycetaceae. Bases 23 to 1729 code for a protein of 568 amino acids.